This is a messenger RNA of Fomitopsis serialis, 984 nucleotides long. RefSeq lists its product as uncharacterized. The annotation marks the transcript as partial. The transcript has a single exon. The record is from RefSeq and is a predicted model, not a curated record. NCBI's taxonomy places the organism in Eukaryota, Fungi, Basidiomycota, Agaricomycetes, Polyporales, Fomitopsidaceae.
GGGAAAUCGUCAACCACUACGAAGUGGGAUGCUAUUCUGAGAGGGGAAGGGAGCGGGGCCUCGAGUGGCCGCCGCCUAUCUCACGCUACCACCAGUACAUCGCGUGAAGAGGUACUGGUCUCGGAUCCUGCAGUGACACGGACGCCAAGCAUCGAGCUUGACGUACGGGCCUCACGUCGAACAUCAAGGCAGGUACUACCUGUACCACGAGUGUCGAGCGAUCGACUCGACGUGCAGCAUACUAGUGAUCAUCGCAGCCACGACAUCACCUUGGAAGCCAGUACCUCGCGCCGCGAAGUACUGGGAUUGAACCGAGUACCGACUGCACGGGGUCACCCAGUGACUGUCGAUGUGAGUCAAUGGCCCAUGGAUAAGGCGUCGCGCGAGGAGUGCUUCACACUCCUUGCAGACCAACUCGACUUCGACCUCGAUGAGGCUGAUUUUGCGGCGAGUGUUGGCGAGUGGGACAUUUGGGCUCACUGCAAGAGGUCAGCACUUAGCUGUGGGCAUGCAAUCGAGGAGAUGUCCCCGCGACUGGGGACAUAUUCUUGUGCAGCUCGUCGAGCAUGGGACCACUUCCAGAGGGAGUUGGAAGUGGUUCCUCUCGAGUUCGAUCCUCUGCUGGUUGCACCAUUACCUAUGGAGAUGGUGCGAUAUUGGGCCUACAACAAGCUGGGAUGGCUUGUUGUACCACCUCGCAGUCAACCUCAGGAUGACUCCGACUGGUACAACUCCUCUGAUGAGGAGCCUCGUACCACAACUCGUGAGGAUUACUCUGACCAUGUUGAGUCAGAGUCUCUCUCCGAGUCCGAGCAUCAUAGCUCGUGGGAUUCUUCGAAUCCAGGUUCUGAGGGGGCAAACUCAGUAGUAGUCUCUGACUACUACGAGCAGUCCGAGAUGGAGGAUACCUACAGUUCUUCUGCACUAUCUGCUGAAGAUGAGGGUAACUCCGAAGAUGCAGACUAUUACUCGGAGUCCGAGUAG